AUGAUGUUGCUCUUGCUGAUCCGGCCAGCAUCGGCCAUUCAGGUCUGUUGGGUGUCGCGACAGUCGCAAAUUGGCCUUCUUCAGAGGACUGCUCGUCUGCUUGACAAUCACACAACCCGAAUUGGUCUUCGCGCAACUGGAAGAGCAUGGCACUCAACCAUUCACAAGGGACAGCUAAGCACACCCUCUCUGGCGUUGGUCGCCAAACAUAGGCCGUUGCAGCUCAUUCGACACGCCUCUGUCAUGUCCAGCAUUCCGCUUAAACCAUCUACAGCUGGUUUCGUCAGUUCAGCAUCAAACCCAGCCACUGUGGUACCAACCACUCCGUACUCCCAACUUUCCAUCGGAAUCCCCAAAGAAACGUACCCCAAUGAACGGCGCGUGGCCGUGACGCCACAGAAUGUUGCCCUGCUUCUGAAGAAAGGCUUCAAGAGCGUCCUUGUUGAAAAGGGGGCAGGUGCUCAGGCCGAUUUCCUCGACGAAGCUUAUGCAGCCGCCGGAGCGACCUUAGUCGACGAUGCUUCUGCGGUCUGGAGCCAGGCAGACAUCGUCCUUAAGGUUAGAGGACCCAGCGCUGCCGAGGCCGAGAAGGCCCGCGAAGGUCAAACCAUCAUCAGCUUCCUUCAGCCAAUUCAAAACAGGCCGCUGGUGGAGAAACUUGCUGCCCGCAAGGCCACUGUGUUUGCGAUGGACAUGAUUCCCCGAAUUUCCCGAGCACAGGUCUUCGAUGCCCUCAGCAGCAUGGCUAAUAUUGCCGGAUACAAGGCUGUCCUGGAGGCUUCCAACAACUUUGGGCGCUUCCUGACUGGACAGGUGACUGCCGCAGGCAAGAUCCCCCCCUGCAAAGUCUUGGUCAUUGGUGCAGGUGUUGCUGGUCUCAGCGCGAUCGCGACGGCGAGGAGGCUGGGAGCCAUUGUGCGCGGGUUUGACACUCGUUCUGCUGCACGUGAGCAGGUCCAGUCUCUCGGCGCUGAAUUCAUCGAGGUCGACAUCCAGGAAGAAGGGGCUGGAGCUGGCGGUUACGCCAAGGAGAUGUCCAAGGAGUUCAUCGAGGCUGAGAUGAAGCUCUUUACCGACCAGGCCAAGGAUGUGGAUAUCAUCAUCACCACGGCCCUAAUCCCCGGGAAGCCUGCACCGAAGCUCAUCACCAAGGAAAUGGUUGAAGUUAUGAAACCGGGUUCCGUUAUCGUCGACCUUGCUGCAGAGUCUGGCGGCAAUUGCGAACUGACUGCACCUGGCAAGAUGAUCACGCACAAGGAUGUCAAAAUCAUCGGAUACACUGACUUCCCCUCGCGGCUGCCGACCCAAUCCUCGACACUCUACUCGAACAAUAUCACCAAGUUCCUCUUGUCCAUGGCUCCCAAGGACAAGGAAUACGGCAUAGACCUGACGGACGAAGUCAUCCGCGACGCCAUCGUCGUCCAGAAUGGCGAGAUCCUUCCCCCUGCGCCACGGCCUACCCCUCCGCCUGCUCCAACUCCGGCAACUGCCGCAAAGGAGACCGAGGUUGUCGCCUUGACCCCCUUCCAGAAGGUGUCUCGCGAAGUUGCCCUCGUAACAGGCGGCAUGAGCUCCAUCCUAGCCCUAGGCAAGUUCACAGGCCCAAUGUUCAUGAGCAACGCCUUCACCUUCGCGCUGGCUUCGCUGAUCGGGUACCGCGUUGUAUGGGGCGUCGUGCCGGCACUGCACUCGCCUCUCAUGAGCGUCACCAACGCCAUCUCAGGCAUGGUAGCCGUCGGUGGUCUGUUCAUUUUGGGUGGCGGAUACUUGCCGGAGACAAUACCGCAAGCAUUUGGCGCUGCGUCAGUUCUACUAGCAUUUGUGAACGUCUCGGGAGGGUUUAUCAUCACCAAGCGCAUGCUUGACAUGUUUCGGCGGCCUGGGGAUCCUCCGGAGUACCCCUGGCUGUAUGCCAUUCCGGGCUUGCUCUUCGGUGGCGGGUUCAUUGCGGCUGCUUCGACUGGUGCGGCUGGCCUCGUUCAGGCUGGUUAUCUAGUGAGCUCUGUGCUCUGUAUCCUCUCGAUCUCGGGGUUGGCGUCACAGGCAACUGCGCGGAUGGGCAACAUGCUAGGCAUGCUCGGUGUCGGUAGCGGUGUCCUGGCUUCGCUGCUGGCCGCAGGGUUUUCUCCCGAGGUUCUAGCCCAGUUCGCGGGCUUGGCAACCAUCGGCAGUAUUCUGGGCUUCAUCAUCGGCAAGCGCAUCACGCCGACAGAUCUUCCCCAGACUGUUGCCGCCCUGCACUCGGUCGUCGGUCUCGCUGCUGUGCUUACCAGCAUUGGCAGUGUCAUGGCUGACCUGUCCCAUGUGUCCCUGCUUCAUCUCAUCACGGCAUAUUCGGGCGUCCUCAUUGGCGGUAUCACUUUCACUGGAUCUAUCGUUGCCUUCCUGAAGCUUGCCGGCAAGAUGUCCUCGCGCCCGACAAUCCUUCCCGGUCGCCAUGCCAUCAACUCCGGUCUGCUGGCAACUAACCUAGCCACCAUGGUUCCCUUCCUGACAAUGGCCCCUGGCUCCCCAAUGAUCGCAGCAGGCGCUCUAGCUGCCAACACUGCCCUAUCGUUCAUCAAGGGCUACACCACCACCGCAGCCAUCGGUGGCGCCGAUAUGCCUGUCGUCAUCACUGUGCUAAACGCCUAUAGCGGCUUCGCGCUCGUCGCUGAAGGCUUCAUGCUUGAUAACCCGCUUCUGACGACCGUCGGUGCUCUGAUCGGCGUAUCAGGCUCCAUCCUCUCGUACAUCAUGUGCGUGGCGAUGAACCGGUCGCUCAUCAACGUCCUCUUCGGCGGCCUCUCCACUCCCACCACGCAGUCUAACUACAAGAUCGAUGGCAGUGUGACGCAGACGACGGCGGAGGACACGGCCGAUGCGCUAGUGAAUGCGGAGAGCGUUAUCAUUGUCGUUGGGUACGGCAUGGCAGUGGCCAAGGCGCAGUAUGCUAUCUCGGAGAUCACCCGCAUGCUCCGGUCGAAGGGCAUCAAGGUGCGGUUUGCCAUCCAUCCCGUGGCUGGCCGCAUGCCGGGUCAGUGCAACGUGUUGCUCGCCGAGGCUAGCGUGCCAUACGACAUUGUCCUGGAGAUGGACGAGAUCAACGACGACUUUGGUGAGACUGAUGUGACUCUUGUUAUUGGUGCCAACGACACGGUCAAUCCUAUUGCUCUCGAGCCUGGCAGCCCCAUCGCUGGUAUGCCGGUGCUGCAUGCUUGGAAGAGCAGGCAGGUUAUUGUGAUGAAGCGAAGCAUGGCUAGCGGCUAUGCCGACGUCCCGAACCCCAUGUUCUACAUGCCGAACACCCGUAUGCUGUUCGGAGAUGCGAAAGUCACGACUGAAGCUAUCAAGGCAGCCAUUGAGGUUCGUCUCAAGUGA
Molecule: messenger RNA, 3360 nt
Organism: Thermochaetoides thermophila DSM 1495
Lineage: Eukaryota; Fungi; Ascomycota; Sordariomycetes; Sordariales; Chaetomiaceae
Product: mitochondrial nicotinamide nucleotide transhydrogenase-like protein
Exons: 5
Coding region: 1-3360 (1119 amino acids)
Biological process (GO): NADPH regeneration; proton transmembrane transport
Cellular component (GO): mitochondrial inner membrane
Molecular function (GO): NADP binding; NAD binding
Source: RefSeq, a predicted model, not a curated record